Molecule: messenger RNA, 939 nt
Organism: Rotaria sordida
Lineage: Eukaryota; Metazoa; Rotifera; Eurotatoria; Philodinida; Philodinidae
Source: the annotation of a GenBank genome assembly
AUGUCUGCUACAUUUAUUGAAUCUACACAUGGUAAACGACAGUUAUGUUACGUCGGCUAUCGAUAUUCUUUAAAACGUAAGAAUAAAAAUAGUUCUGAGUACUGGGUAUGUGUUAAAUGUCAAGCAACAGCUACAAGUUAUUCAGAUUUAUCAGUAACUGUACGUGAUGGACAUACACAUUUACCUGACAAAACUGAUAAAGAAAUAUUAGAAAUAGGACAGAAUCUUAAACGCAAAGCUAUUGACGAAUCUGUUCCAAUUGAUCGUAUAGUCGAAGAAGCAUUUCAUGUAAUUAAUAAUCAAUUCCGAUCCAAUGAUUUGCUUAUAAAUAUACCAUCAAUUCAUACAAUUAAAAAUACUGUACAAAAACAACGUCGGAAGACUCGUCCGCCGCUUCCUAGAUCCAUCGAACAACUGCCAUUUUUAUUAUCCGAUGUUUAUUGCAAAACUACACAAGGUGAACGUUUUUUAUUAUACGUUGGACCGCUUGGUGGCGUUCGUUCACUGGUUUUUUCUGCUUAUAAUGAUAUGAUUUAUUUAUCCCAACAGGAAAAUUGGUACAGUGAUGGUACCUUUUAUACCUGUUCCUCUAUUUUUUAUCAAACAUAUUCUAUUCAUGCUUACUAUGAUGGCAUAUCAACGCCAUGCAUUUUCGCAUUACUUAGUGGCAAAUCUGAACAAACUUAUACUGAUUUAUUUGCAUUGAUAUUUAAAGAAAUGUUCGAGUUCAAUUUACCUGUUAGACUGGAAACCAUUACACUUGAUUUUGAACAGGCUGUUAAAAAUGUAUUUACAAAACAUUAUCCAACUGUUACUGUUCGUGGGUGUUUAUUUCAUUAUGGACAAAGUUUAUAUCGUAAAUUUGUCGAUCUUGGUUUAAAAACGGCAUACAAAAAUGAUGAAAAUCUUCGUGAUUGGUUCCGGUCUUUUGCAGCAUGA